Pisolithus orientalis is the source of this 1743-nucleotide messenger RNA. RefSeq names its product WD40-repeat-containing domain protein. Bases 197 to 1540 code for a protein of 447 amino acids. Gene Ontology annotation, cellular component: protein phosphatase type 2A complex; cytosol. Gene Ontology annotation, molecular function: protein binding; protein phosphatase regulator activity. Lineage: Eukaryota; Fungi; Basidiomycota; Agaricomycetes; Boletales; Pisolithaceae. Gene Ontology annotation, biological process: peptidyl-serine dephosphorylation. The transcript is spliced from 8 exons. The record is from RefSeq and is a predicted model, not a curated record.
AAGGCCACAACAACAGCUGUGCUUGGGGCAGCCCUCCUCACCCUCGACUUGCUUGCCAGCCGGGUCCAAUCGUGUGCUACGCUCGUGUUCGAUCUGGAAAUCAGGGAAUCUUGUCUUUCAGUGCCAUUCCAUCCCUUCAACUGCAACAUCCUCUUCCCCUGCACCCACAACCCGUCAACUCAAGCCAGUCAUCAUCAUGGACAUGGAUCCGUCAGGCUCAGGUGGCUGGCGAUUUGCGCAAUGCUUCGGUGACAAAGGCGACGUGGAAGACAUCACUGAAGCCGACAUUAUAUCGACCGUCGAGUUCGAUUCAACUGGAAAUUACCUCGCAACAGGAGACAAGGGCGGUAGAGUCGUCCUCUUCGAACGGAACGAGUCUAAAAAAAGCUGCGAGUACAAGUUCUACACCGAGUUUCAAUCACACGAACCAGAGUUCGACUAUCUAAAGUCACUAGAAAUCGAGGAGAAGAUCAAUAAGAUCAAGUGGUGCAAACGACAGAACACCGCCCAUCUCCUCUUGACUACCAACGACAAAACGAUCAAGUUGUGGAAGGUUUUCGAGAAGUCGUUACGCGUGGUCUCAGAGACAAACCACUACGAAGGGCAACGAGCACUACCACCGCCCAGCUUACGGACUCAUCUCAAACUUCCUCGCAUGAUGUUCCAGGAAAACAUCAUCGCUGCACUCCCCCGUAAAGUUUACGCGAAUGCACACGCAUACCACAUUCAUUCCAUAUCCGUUAAUUCGGACCAGGAAACGUUCAUCUCUGCCGAUGAUCUCCGUGUCAACCUUUGGAAUCUUGGCAUCAGCAAUCAAAGCUUUAAUAUCGUGGAUAUCAAGCCCGUCAACAUGGAAGAACUCACGGAAGUCAUCACUGCAGCAGAGUUUCAUCCCCAACAGUGCAAUGUCUUCAUGUACUCUAGCUCGAAAAGCAACAUUAAGCUGGCGGACAUGCGGGACUCCGCACUGUGCGAUCGGCACGCAAAAUGCUUCGAGGAGGAGGAAGACCCCUCUACGCGUUCAUUCUUCUCGGAAAUCAUUUCAUCUAUAUCCGAUGUCAAAUUCAGCCACGAUGGACGGUACAUCUUGUCGCGAGAUUACCUAUCACUGAAGAUCUGGGACAUCAAUAUGGAGUCCAAACCCGUCAAAACCAUUCCCAUCCACGAUCAUCUUCGCGGGAAACUCUGCGAUCUAUACGAGAACGACUGCAUCUUCGAUAAGUUCGAGUGUGUCUGGGGUGGUGAUGACAAGCACGUGUUAACUGGAUCGUACCACAACUUCUUCCGGAUAUUUGACGUGGAUUCUCCCAACGAUGUCGUAUUGCAAGCCGAUAAGUCGGCAUUCAAGGCGAAGAAGAUAGGCGGGCCUUUGCCGAAUAAGAACGGCUUGAAGAAUGGGCGACCAGGUGGCUUGAGAGAAGCGAUGCAGUCUGAGACGCUUGACUUUAACAAGAAGAUCCUUCACGCGAGCUGGCAUCCGAGGGAAAAUACUAUUGCUAUCGCAGCGACGAACAACCUGUUUUUGUAUAGUGCAGCAUGAAGUUGUGCCUCUCCGUACUAAUUGACAAUCCUCUCAUAAUGUCGUCGGACACACGCAAGGGUUUAAACCAAAUAGACCGGAAGUGGGCUUCGUGAUGAUCCUGCGUUUUCGCCUUAUCACCUCGGAUGAUGAUAUUUUUUACUUUCAGCUUGGCCUGUACUUGGGACGCGCCAUGCACAUGUCGAACUCAUGAUUACGACUAC